Vanessa tameamea is the source of this 1260-nucleotide messenger RNA. Its product is annotated as neuroglobin-like. The transcript is spliced from 5 exons. Gene Ontology annotation, biological process: response to hypoxia; oxygen transport. Bases 587 to 1162 code for a protein of 191 amino acids. The record is from RefSeq and is a predicted model, not a curated record. Gene Ontology annotation, molecular function: oxygen binding; heme binding; oxygen carrier activity. NCBI's taxonomy places the organism in Eukaryota, Metazoa, Arthropoda, Insecta, Lepidoptera, Nymphalidae.
GUCGCGAGGCGCCGCGCGGACGUGGUACCGGCUUUCCGCUUAACCCGCUUGACGUGUGACCGCUUAACUGUGACCGCUUAAGUGCUCAAAUAAGCGAAAAGGCUAAACGCUUUAAUAUUCUUUGACGUUAUCACCGCGUCCCGGGCAGUUCGGCCGCGCGUCCCCUCCGUGACGCUUCGUUGGUGGCUCCCAAAUGUGUUUUACUAUUACGUUCAAAAUGGUAGCGAGACGCGAGAUUAGAUUAGAUAACUAAAGAUGUGCUCCGUGAAAUCGCCACGACAUUCUCCGUUGAGACACGGACUGAAUUUUAAUACAUAAAUGUCUGAAAUUAAAUUUUAAAAGACAAAAUUAUGUUGAAAGUGUUCUAGUUGGAACAAUGAAUUGAAUUCAGUUUAAUAAUUUCAUAUAACGAAGUAUAAAGUGACGCUUAACAGUGCUAGUGAAGUGACCUAGUUAAACAAAACAAACAAAAUAAAAAUGUUAGUGAUGUUAUAAUAAAAAGAUUUGUGUUUUUAAAUAAUUGGAAGUUUUAGUAGGUAUUUUUAAAACGUGAUGUCAAAUUAGUGAGGUGCGAUCGUGUGUAGCAAUGGGUUGCCAGCUGGGUAAGCUAGCUGCCUCUGAGCGUAGGACCAACAACCAGGUCUUGGGCGAUGGACCGCCACCAGCGACGGACCCGAGACUGCCUCUCACAGCCAAGCAAAAGUAUUCGAUGCUCGCCUCGUGGAAAGGAAUAUCGAGAGCGAUGGAGAAGACGGGGAUAUGCAUGUUUAUAAAAUUAUUCGAAGAAAACCAAGAUCUCCUAAAUAUGUUUGAAAAGUUUCGUCAGUACAGGACGAAGGAAGAGCAAAUUAACUCCAUGGAACUCGCGGAGCAUGCGAACAAUGUCAUGAACACCUUGGACGAGGGUAUUAAAGGGCUGGAUGAUUUAGACAACUUCUUUGAAUAUAUACACCAAGUUGGAGCAAGUCACAGACGGAUACCUGGAUUUAAAGUAGAAUAUUUUUGGAAAAUCGAAACUCCGUUCCUAGCAGCAGUGGAGUCAACCCUCGGCGACAGAUACACGCCGAACGUUGAAAACAUAUACAAAAUAACCAUCAAGUUCAUCCUGCAGACCCUCGUCGAUGGAUACGAAAAAGCAGCCGCCAAAGCGAAUCCCACAUGAACUGACUGCGAGCUGAUAGAAUAACUGGUAUUAACUUCUACUUGAAACUCGAUUACCGUAUGUAUAUUAAAAUUUUAAUUACUCGAUGAUGACAAAAG